Molecule: messenger RNA, 921 nt
Organism: Limulus polyphemus (Atlantic horseshoe crab)
Lineage: Eukaryota; Metazoa; Arthropoda; Merostomata; Xiphosura; Limulidae
Product: mediator of RNA polymerase II transcription subunit 16-like
Exons: 7
Biological process (GO): positive regulation of DNA-templated transcription
Cellular component (GO): mediator complex
Molecular function (GO): protein binding
Source: RefSeq, a predicted model, not a curated record
UAAGUAUUUGUGUGCCUAUUUUGUGGUUGGGCGAUUAAAAACCUAAAGUUUUUAACUAAUUCGAAAUUGGUUAUGUAGCAUCAAGACUAUUUCAUAAAACAGAUAUGAGUACUUUAAUGGAGUAUUAGACUUAAACAUUCAAAAAAUGGACCAUAUUUAUUCCGUAUGCAGGAAAAUACCCUCAUCCUCUUUUUAUGGAGAAUGGGUUUCAGAAGGAUCCAACUUGUGCUGUGUUUCAAGUCGUAACACCAUAGCAUUCACUUCAGUUACUGAUCUUUCAGACUCUUUUGGAAAAGUAACUUUGAUUCAUGUGUAUGUAGCAGAUUUAAAUUUGCCAUGGGAAGCUCACAAAGUGACAAGUCACUGUGAAGAGGUAACGUGUAUAGAGUGGGAUGUCACAGGAACAAAACUUUUGAUAGCUGAUUCAGCAGGGCAUGUGCAGAUAUGGAUAAUGAAGGAUUAUCUUUUAAAUGAAUGGACACAGCUUUCAAUGACAUCAUUUCCUGGUGAAAACAUUCUUAGUAUUUCCUGGUUUCACAAUGGUAAAAAGAUUGGUCUCAACAUGGAGAAAAAAGACAGUCCUUUGUUUCUUGAGAAAUACAACUACAUUCCUUUUGGACCAUCUGUUCGUCAGUUUGGUGGUCGGCCUUGUGAAGGCUGUAUUGUAGUUUGCAGCACAGGUUUGGUUGGGGUGUUAGUGCUUCAGUCGGAAGGUAAUAUGAUCACUGGGACAGAUAUACUUGGUCAGUUCAGGACAAGGCUUAAAGUUGUUGAUAUAUGUUGUGCUAAAAAUGGUGAUUUUCUUGUGGUCACUAGUGAUGGACAUGUGAACUCAUCUAUACCCUGCUAUCGUGUGACUGUUAAAAUAUCACAAGGUAAGGUGUUUUUGCUUAUUAUGAAGCAGGUGUUAGCUCUGCCUAU